Malaclemys terrapin pileata is the source of this 970-nucleotide messenger RNA. RefSeq names its product golgi transport 1A (gene GOLT1A). The transcript is spliced from 5 exons. NCBI's taxonomy places the organism in Eukaryota, Metazoa, Chordata, Testudines, Emydidae. Gene Ontology annotation, cellular component: membrane; endoplasmic reticulum. The coding region runs from base 54 to 452 and encodes 132 amino acids. Gene Ontology annotation, biological process: retrograde transport, endosome to Golgi; endoplasmic reticulum to Golgi vesicle-mediated transport. The record is from RefSeq and is a predicted model, not a curated record.
CCACACCCCACUCCACACACACCUUGUUUCACUCCAAGCUUAAGCCAGGGAAGAUGGUGUCUCUCACGGAGUUUCAGAAGAUCGGCGUCGGUCUUGUGGGCUUUGGCCUAUUUUUCAUCUUUUUUGGGGUACUCUUGUACUUUGACUCAGUGCUGCUGGCCUUUGGAAACCUCCUGUUCCUUUCUGGCUUGGCCAUUAUCAUCGGACUGAGAAGGACUUUCAACUUCUUCUUCCAGAGGGAAAAGCUAAAGGGCACCAGCUUCUUCCUGGGAGGCAUUCUCAUUGUGCUCCUGAGAUGGCCUCUUCUGGGCAUGUUGCUGGAGACCUAUGGCUUCAUCACCCUUUUCAGGGAUUUUUUCCCAGUAGUCUUUGGAUUUCUGGGAGCUUUGGGAAAUAUUCCACUGCUGAGCAAGCUAUUCCAGAAACUAGGAGACACCAGCUCCUUGGUAUGACCUGGAAGAGUUUCCAACAGCUAGUGGAGAUAACGUCACCCGCUUUAGACACCCGCAUCUGUGGGCAGCCGGCUCUCAUUGCACAGACACUAAUCUGCGGUCUCUCCAAGCCAAGAGUCACCUGGACUGGACACGCUCUUUUAUUGUGUGAAGGAAGCCGCUUGGAGCCAACAGAUCCUGCUACCAAUUAACCCAAAAAUCCAAGCCUUGCUAUCAGAUUGCUCCCAAUCGGAUAGAUCUGGCUGAGAUUCUCACCUUCCCAUGCGCUACACUGGAAUGAAUGAGUUUCCCAAGCCAGAUGGUUGUGCAAGUUGUUGAUUUACUCUUUUGUCAUGUUCUCAUGAGAGUGAAAUUGUAUGUGGAUUAAAAAGCAUGUCUGAGAUAAUAUUGCAUCCCAGUCCCAUUAGAGCAGUGGUUCCCAAACUUUAACAACCUGUGAACCCUAUUCACUAAAAUGUCAAGUCUCACAAACCCCCUCCUAAAAAUGAAUAUUUCCAGGGAUUUUCUCCUUUACCUGA